Cololabis saira (Pacific saury) is the source of this 1622-nucleotide messenger RNA. Its product is annotated as C-X-C chemokine receptor type 2-like. Gene Ontology annotation, molecular function: C-X-C chemokine receptor activity. Gene Ontology annotation, cellular component: membrane. The record is from RefSeq and is a predicted model, not a curated record. The transcript has 2 exons. Bases 17 to 1117 code for a protein of 366 amino acids. Gene Ontology annotation, biological process: neutrophil chemotaxis; immune response; G protein-coupled receptor signaling pathway. NCBI's taxonomy places the organism in Eukaryota, Metazoa, Chordata, Actinopteri, Beloniformes, Belonidae.
CAGAGAAGACACCACGAUGACUGAUCCAAACAAAUCUUCAUUUAUUCUUGUGGAUGACUUCAGUUCUGUUUAUGAGGAGCUCAACUUUACGUGGUAUAACUACACAGAGUUUUUACCAGACCCGGCCACACACCCCUGCACCCUCAGCAUCCCAGAUGCUGUGAUGAUAACUGUCAGUAUAUUUUACAUUCUCAUCUUCCUGUUGGCCAUUCCCGGAAAUCUGUUAGUGGGGACGGUGAUUGGCCUGAGCAGGCAUACCCUGCCUCCCUCGGACCUCUACCUCCUUCACCUGGUGGCUGCAGACCUCAUGUUGGCAUUCACCCUCCCAUUCUGGGCCACUUCUGUUACGAUUGGCUGGAUCUUUGGAGAUGCCAUGUGCAAAAUCAUCAGUGUCCUCCAGGAGCUGAGCUUCUACUCAAGCAUCCUCUUCCUGACCUGUAUCAGUAUGGAUCGCUACAUGGUGAUUGUCCGGGCGAUGGAGGCCCGCAAGGCUAAUCGACAGCUGGUCAGCUGGUUGGUGUGUGCUGCUGUCUGGACUGUUGGAGUACUUCUGUCCUUGCCCAGGUUCUUCAGCUCUUCUUCCUCUUCUUCUUCUACCAAAUACAACAAUACUCAGAUGGGGUGUUCUGAGCAGUACGAUCCCAGCAGUGCUGACGAGUGGCGGCUGGCCACCAGAAUCCUCCGCCACACUCUGGGCUUUCUCAUCCCUUUGUCCAUCAUGCUGCCAUGUUACGGAAUAACCAUCCGGCGCCUCCUCCACCUCCGUGGGGGGUUUCAGCGGCAACGAGCGAUGAGAGUGAUUGUGUUUGUGGUUGUGGCGUUCCUGCUCUGCUGGACGCCAUACCACGUUGCAGUGAUGGCAGACACAUUUUUCAGGGCUAAAAUCGUUCCCUACCAGUGCCCAGAGAGGAUGGCAGUGGACCAGGCCAUGUUUGCAACCCAGAGUUUGGGGCUGCUUCACAGCUGCAUAAACCCAGUACUAUACGCGUUUGUGGGUGAGAAAUUCAGGAGGAGGCUGCUCCAAAUAUUGGUUAAGAUGGGUAUCUGGGAGAAAACAUCCACUUCAAGAAGCAGCAGGUCUUCAUUUUCAUCAGAAAUCACAUCCACAUUCAUCUGAAGUGACGUUUUAAUUAUUGAACUGAUAGAUCUCAAGUGUUGGACAGCAGCAGUGGUUCCGAUGGGGCACUGACAUUUUUUUUAAAUAUUUUCUACCUUUAUUCAGCUUAAAUUUUUUUAAAUAUGUAAAUAUGUCUUGUUUGUUAUGUCUGUUCUAAUUUUUUGCUGCAUAUUAGGCAGUAUAUUGUUGAAAUAAGCUCUAAACGGUCUCUAAAUAUAAGUGAAAAUAUUGUGCAACAGGAAUUCAAAGUCACAAUGUAGAGACUGAACAUUACUGAUAGUCAUAAUUCUAUGCAGAUGAAAGCUUUUGGAGGCACUGAUUUGCAGCAAAUUACUAUGGCCUUUAGAGCUUUGUAUUACAAUAGAUGUGUAAGACUUUGAGACUUUUUCUGGCUUGAAUGCAGCAGGUUUUUAUUAACGUGUCAAGCAAUAUGCACCAUCUGUAUCACUGAAGUCAUCAUUAAAGUUUAAUAAAAAAAUCAACUCUUCUCACAUUUCAUGAUUGU